Messenger RNA from Ricinus communis (castor bean), 2755 nucleotides. Its product is annotated as G-type lectin S-receptor-like serine/threonine-protein kinase At4g27290. The record is from RefSeq and is a predicted model, not a curated record. Lineage: Eukaryota; Viridiplantae; Streptophyta; Magnoliopsida; Malpighiales; Euphorbiaceae. The coding region runs from base 131 to 2584 and encodes 817 amino acids. The transcript has 7 exons. Gene Ontology annotation, molecular function: ATP binding; protein serine/threonine kinase activity. Gene Ontology annotation, biological process: protein phosphorylation; recognition of pollen.
GAGUCAAAUACAGUGCAGUAAGAAAUGGCGUCUCCUUUUUAGCUUUCCUAGCUAAAUGUUUCCCUUCAUGUUCGUAGCUACAUCGUUUCUUUCUGGGUUUUUUUAAGAAAGCGACGAACUCAAUAUACCAAUGAGAGCUUUCGGUUUUAGCAUUGGUUCAUUCCGCUUCUUCUUCAUUUUGCUAGCAAUAACUUGCAGUGCACUAGACACUAUUAGCCCAAACCAGCCCUUAAGUGAUGGAGGGAGUCUUGUUUCAGCAAAUGGAAAUUAUGAGCUGGGGUUUUUAAGUCUUACAGAUCCGAGACGGAGAUACUUGGGAUUAUGGUACAGGAAAAUAUCUCCUCGGACAAUUGUAUGGGUAGCCAACAGAGAAACUUCACUUUCCAAUACCACAGCAACCCUGAAUAUCACUAGCCAAGGAAAUCUUGUCCUUCUCAAUAGCACAAAUGAUCUUGUUUGGUUAUCAAAUACAUCAAGAAUAGCAAAGAAUCCAGUUGCACAGCUUUUGGAUACAGGAAAUAUCGUUAUAAGAGAAGCAAAUGAUAGUAAGAACUAUCUGUGGCAGAGUUUUGAUCAUCCGGGCGAUACAGUACUUCCAGGAAUGAAGGUGGGAAUAAACUUAGUAACAGGUCAUGAGACAUUUCAGUCAUCUUGGAAAAGCAUAGACGAUCCUGCUCUAGGACAAUUUUCUUUUCACUUGGAUACUCGUGGCUAUCCGCAACUUCUCCUUAAGAAAGAAGAUAGAGUAGUAUACAGAGCAGGGUCAUGGAAUGGACUACGUCUAACAGGGACUCCUAUACUUAGGCUUGAUCCUGUAUUUACUUAUGAAUUUGAGAUAAAUGCUAAGGAGAUAUAUUUCAAAUUUGAUGUCCUAAACCUUUCAAUUUUUUCAAGGUACGCUUUGAGUCCUACUGGCCUAGUGCAGCGCUUGUCAUGGGAUGAUAGAGCUCAAGAUUGGGUUACAAUUGCUACAGCACAGACAGAUCAGUGUGAAAAUUAUGCUUUCUGUGGUGCAAAUGCAAGUUGUGAGAUAAAUAAUUCUCCAAUAUGCGUAUGCCUAGAUGGGUUCACGCCGAAAACUCCCACAGAUUGGAAUAUGCAGGUUUGGUCAGAUGGUUGUGUUCGAAGGACUCCACUAGAUUGUAGUAAAGAUGGGUUUGUGAAGCGUACGGGGGUUAAAUUGCCUGAUACAUCUUCUUCUUGGUAUGAUAAGACUAUUGAUCUUAAGGAAUGUGAGAGAUUGUGCUUGAGGAACUGCUCUUGUAGUGCAUAUUCAAAUUUAGAUAUAAGAAAUGGUGGAAGUGGCUGCUUGAUUUGGUUCAAUGAUUUGAUUGAUAUAAGAGGCGUACCUGCUGGUGGUGAAGACCUCCAUAUAAGGGUGGCUUCUUCAGAAUUACCUAAAACCAAGAAGAAAGAAGGAUCAUUCGGUAAGGUGAAAGCAGGACUCAUCGCUGGCACUGCUGUUAUAGUGAUCAUCAGCAUGAUAGUGGGAUUUUACAUGUGGAGAAGAAAUUUUAGAAAACAAGGAAUAACAGAAGGCAGUCAUAUACAAGAGUAUGAAAGCAAAGAUGCAAAGGAAGGCAUGGAGUUGCCAGUUUUUGAUUUAAGUACAAUAAUCAAAGCAACAGAUGAUUUUGCAAGCUACAACAAACUUGGUGAAGGUGGUUUCGGAAUUGUAUAUAAGGGUACAUUAGCUGAUGGGCAAGAAAUAGCAGUGAAAAGGCUUUCAGAAAGUUCAGGACAAGGAUCGACAGAGUUCAAAAAUGAGGUUAUCUUGAUCUCUAAACUUCAGCACAGAAAUCUUGUUAAACUUCUUGGCUGUUGCAUUCAGAAUGAUGAAAAAAUGUUGAUCUAUGAAUACAUGCCGAACAAGAGCUUAGAUUUUUUCAUUUUUGAUCCUACGAAAAGAAAAUUACUUGACUGGGAUCAGCGCGUGCACAUUAUUGGUGGAAUUGCUAAAGGGCUCCUUUAUCUUCAUCAUGAUUCUAGAUUAAGAAUUAUUCACAGAGAUCUCAAAGCCAGCAAUGUGUUGCUGGAUAAAGACAUGAACCCAAAAAUUUCAGAUUUUGGUAUGGCUAGAAUGUUUGGUGGAGAUCAAACUGAGGCAAAUACAAAGAAAGUUGCUGGAACAUAUGGUUAUAUGUCUCCUGAGUAUGCUGUGGAUGGCCUUUUCUCAAUGAAAUCUGACGUCUUUAGCUUCGGUGUCUUAGUCCUGGAGAUAGUAAAUGGGAAAAAGAACAGAGGAUUCUUCCAUCCAGAUCACAACCAUAAUCUUCUUGGACAUGCAUGGAAACUAUGGAUAGAAGAGAAGGCACUGGAACUAGUAGACAAAACGCUGGAUUCUUAUGCUUUACCCGAGAUACUGAGAUGCAUUCAUGUGGGUCUGUUAUGCGUGCAACAGCGACCGGAAGACAGGCCAAAUAUGGCAUCUGUGAUUGUAAUGUUGAGCAGUGAGUGUUCAUUGCCAGAACCAAGGCAGCCAGGAUUUUUCACAGAAAGGAAUAUGCCUGAUGCAGGAGAGUCUUCAUCGAGUAAGCUUAUAUCAGCUAAUGAAAUGAGUGCCACAGUGCUAGAGCCACGUUGAAGGACAUAUAUAUUUCCAAUCCAUUCGAUAUGUAACUAGGGUUAAAGAAAAGUUCAGCUAGGGUUAAAGAAAAGUUCAGCUAGGAUUAAGUAGCAGAGAUCUAUAUACCCUUUGAUCUAGCCAAUGUAUCUAUCUAUAUACACUACAAUUGUGUAGUAAUUUUUUUCACAA